This is a messenger RNA of Erythranthe guttata (spotted monkey flower), 1389 nucleotides long. Its product is annotated as trans-resveratrol di-O-methyltransferase. NCBI's taxonomy places the organism in Eukaryota, Viridiplantae, Streptophyta, Magnoliopsida, Lamiales, Phrymaceae. Gene Ontology annotation, molecular function: protein dimerization activity; O-methyltransferase activity. The record is from RefSeq and is a predicted model, not a curated record.
AUAGAAAAAGAAAAUCAUUGUUCAUGAAAGUUUCACAAAAACCUGGCUCUAUAGAUACAUGAAGUCUAAUAUCAAUACAAAUGAAACAAACUAUAGUAUAGUAAAAAAAUGGCAUUACUUGAAUCAAAUAAUGAUCAAGAAUUGUCAAGAGAUCAACUUCUUCAUGCUCAAACUCACAUAUGGAACCACAUAUUCACCUUCAUGAAAUCCAUCUCUCUAAAAAGUGCGAUUCAACUCGGAAUACCCGAUAUUAUCCACAACCACGGCAAGCCUAUCAAACUCUCUGAACUAGUCGACGCGCUCCCAAUGAGCAAAUCGAAAUCCCACUACAUAUACCGUCUAAUGCGGAUUCUAGUCCACUCGGAAUUCUUCAUCAAGGACGAAGAAGAGCGUUAUUGGCUUACACCGGCCUCUCGUCUCUUGCUAAAGGAGGGCCACUUCACCGUGGCGCCACUUGUCCUACUCAUAUUGGACCCGAUUCUGACGAAGCCGUGGGACCAUACGAUGGAGUGGCUCGCAGACGAUCGCCCCGUCUCACCGUUCGAAACGGCGAACGGAGGGACAAAUUUUUGGGAGGUCGCGGGGCGAGAGCCGAGGGUGAGUAACUUGUUCAAUGAAGUUAUGUCGAGCGAUACGAGGCUCGUGGCUCGUGUACUUAUCGAUGACUGCAAGCAUGUGUUUGAUGGAAUCGAGUCGGUGGUGGACGUCGGGGGUAAUACGGGAACUUUGGCUAAGGCGAUUUUAGAUGCAUUUCCUAAGUUGAAAUGCAUUGUUCUUGACCUCCCGCAUAACUUGGUUGGAUUGGAAGGGAGCAAUAAUUUGACCUUUGUCGGUGGAGAUAUGUUUGAGGCUAUCCCUUGUGGUGAUGCGGUUUUUCUCAAGUGGAUAUUGCACGACUGGAACGACGAAGAUUGUGUCAAAAUACUGAAGAAAUGUAAAGAUGCAAUUCCGGACAAGGACAAAGGGGGAGGGAAAUUGAUUAUCAUCGACAUGGUUAUGAAUAUUUAUGAAGGAGACGACAAUAAGGCGAUGGAAGAUCAACUCUUCUUCGAUAUGGCCAUGAUGGCUUAUCUCAAUGGGAAAGAAAGAAGUGAGAAAGAAUGGGUAAAGCUCUUCUUUGAUGCGGGCUUCACUAACUAUAAGAUCACUCCUGCAUUUGGCGUUAGGUCUCUUAUCGAAGUUUAUCCUUGAAUCCAUGCUCGAGUAUCAAAUUUUUAUACAUCGGUUGGAAAUUUCAAUAUCAUCCGUAACAUGAAGAUCUCAAGGUUAUGUUGUGCGCGUUUUUUUAGUGUGGAGUUUUAUGCCUUCAUUGGUUCUUGACCUCGUUGAACGAUUUCUUUUCUUCUCCCGUUUGUCUUCUUUUUUCCUCACCGAAAUCAAUUUCAAAAC